Protopolystoma xenopodis is the source of this 876-nucleotide messenger RNA. NCBI's taxonomy places the organism in Eukaryota, Metazoa, Platyhelminthes, Monogenea, Polystomatidea, Polystomatidae. The record is from the annotation of a GenBank genome assembly.
UACACUUCAGUAUUUUCUUCCGCCACGAACUAUUAUAAAAAAGAAAAGAAUAGUGCACAUGAUGCCGCUUUUACCUCAACUAACUCAUCUAACGUCGACAAAGUCUGUCAAUUGUUGCAGCGACAGGCUAGCAUUUCGGAACAACCACAAGUGCAUGAGGAGAAAAUUUCCCUCGAAAAGGCGAGCAGCAUUAAGCCAUCUCCGACAUACAAGAUCCAUGAACAGAGACUGGAUCAGCAAAAACCUCUUGGUAUCGUCAUUCCCGAGACAACAAUUCAGGCUUUCCAAGAUUUUCAUUCAUCACGGUUUCUGAGUGGUAGCACUACAACGAUGUCUAGUGAGGAAGACACCUACUGGGCAAACGUGUUGUCAUGUGCGCGACCGAGUGAUCAGAGAUCUUCUUUCGAAGAGGUCCCUUUUGCAGACGCGAUGGAGCCAAAUAUUGAGGAGAAGCUUCAAGAUGACAAGACUCCUGAUCAGGACGAAGCAAACUCUGGUCACUUGGAAUAUGCAAAGAGACUCUCCGUUUUUGAGACUCCAAUGCUUUCGAAUCCAGGAAAUCGCCUCGAGCUGGCGACAAUCAUAGGAAUCCGAUAUUCAUUCGUGGAUGACCAGGAUUUUGAUGAGUUUCAUCGUUUCCACACAAUGCUUCCCAUUUUACUCUUUUCUCUCAAAUAUCGGUAUUCAUCAAUGAUGAAAUAUGCCCCUGAAAUUGACCAAUCUCUUUUCAACUGGAAGACUUCGCGCUACCUCUUUCGUCGAGAUAUAACCGCCAUCAGUCUUUACCAAUCUGAUUGCCUCCGGAGAAGCGGCAUCAGCACCGAUACAAGAGCAACUAUGUGUGAUUGGCUAAUUAAGUGUAUUCGCGAGUUUUAA